Cololabis saira (Pacific saury) is the source of this 2093-nucleotide messenger RNA. RefSeq names its product potassium channel tetramerization domain containing 10 (gene kctd10). Gene Ontology annotation, cellular component: Cul3-RING ubiquitin ligase complex. Gene Ontology annotation, biological process: negative regulation of Rho protein signal transduction; protein ubiquitination; protein homooligomerization. The record is from RefSeq and is a predicted model, not a curated record. Lineage: Eukaryota; Metazoa; Chordata; Actinopteri; Beloniformes; Belonidae. Bases 83 to 1024 code for a protein of 313 amino acids. Gene Ontology annotation, molecular function: protein binding; ubiquitin-protein transferase activity. The transcript has 7 exons.
CAGCUCUACCGGAAGGAAGUGGGCGUUAGCGUUAGCUGGUCGACGCUAGCAAGCUACAACUACGAAGUCUGCUGUGGGUUCUAUGGAAGAGAUGUCAGGAGAGAGUGUGGUGAGCUCGGCAGUGCCGGCAGCUACAACACGGACUACAUCCUUCAAAGGAUCCAGCCCCAGCUCCAAGUAUGUGAAAUUAAAUGUGGGUGGAGCACUGUACUACACUACAAUGCAGACACUAACCAAGCAGGACACAAUGCUCAAAGCCAUGUUCAGUGGCAGGAUGGAGGUACUCACAGAUAGUGAAGGUUGGAUCCUGAUUGAUCGCUGUGGGAAACACUUUGGAACGAUUCUUAACUACCUUAGAGAUGGGGCAGUCCCACUCCCAGACAGUCGGCGGGAAACCGAGGAGCUGCUUGCUGAGGCCAAGUAUUACCUUGUCCAAGGCCUAGCUGACGAAUGCACAGCUGCCUUACAGAACAAAGAAACGUAUGAACCUCUUUGUAAAGUGCCUCUGAUGACUUCAUCUAAGGAAGAGCAGAGACUUAUUGCAACUUCAAAUAAGCCUACUGUGAAACUGUUGUAUAACAGAAGCAAUAACAAAUAUUCAUAUACCAGCAACUCUGAUGACAACAUGCUAAAAAACAUUGAGUUGUUUGACAAGCUGUCAUUGCGAUUCAACGGUCGGGUACUCUUUAUCAAAGAUGUGAUUGGGGAUGAGAUCUGUUGUUGGUCAUUUUAUGGACAGGGUCGCAAGAUUGCAGAAGUGUGUUGUACUUCCAUUGUCUAUGCCACAGAAAAGAAGCAGACAAAGGUUGAGUUUCCAGAGGCAAGAAUCUAUGAAGAGACUCUCAACAUCCUCUUGUACGAGUCCCAUGAUGGCAGAGGUCCAGACAAUGCCCUGCUGGAGGCCACAGGGGGUGCUGCAGGACGAUCUAAUCAUCUGGAUGAGGAUGAAGAGCGAGAACGAAUUGAACGAGUUCGUAGAAUUCAUAUCAAACGACCUGAUGACCGCACACACCACCAUCAGUGACCUUUCUCAUCUGACCCAUCAGACUGUGUCUCUGACCCUGGACUGUCUUAGCGCCACGCUUGUGCCUUACAACACCCAGUGAAUCUCUCAAUCACUUCCUCUCUUCUUUUACCAGCUUCUUUAGUAGACCACUGCAAGUGUUAUACAACAGUGUGUACUAGUAAAGUAAUUAUAUUUCUGUCCAUGUUUCUUAUUUGUUAUAUUGUCAGAUAGUGUUGUGUUGUUGUAUUUUUUGUUUUUUACACCCUGACUUCUAUUACUAUUUUCUGCUUCCCUGCUGAAGGUUGUAGACAUGAAUGUUUGUAUUCAGUACUACAGGCAACCACAGUUUCAAUAGUGUGUGUGGAGAAAAACAAGAGCGAAAUCAGUAUGUUUUUGGAGGUUGUAACGAUGUGACAUAGCAGAGAACAAAAAUUUAACUAUUUUAUUAGUUAAAAAGUAAAGUAGUUAGUCCAGCUUCUAUUUACUGUACCUCGGUUCUGAUGGGUCUUCAAAAUCACUUGUGGAUGAAACUCUUGUUGUUCAUGAUGGUGCCACGUGGGGGCACUGUUUUCCUCUUCAGUUUUACCAUAGCUAUUUCCUAGUCUGCUGAUUAUAUGAAUUAAGCGUUUCCGAAAUAACAUUUUUAUAUAGUUAAGAUAUCACUUAUGGAUGCAACAUUUCACUGCAGUGCUUCUGCUAUAUAUUAGUUUUAACAUUGUAUUUUCCAUCACUCCACUAAACAAAAUUAUUAUUUCCAGUGGAGAAAACUUGUACUAUGACCUGAAGUGUUAAAUGCACUGGGCUGAUAGAAUGAUGAGCGCUUUAGUUGAAUUAAAUGACUGUAACUGGAGAUCUCUCUGAAAGGAAAAUAAUCUUGUCUACAAGCUUUUAACAGGGAGGAUAAUUAGAGCUGUCCAUCACUGUAUUCAUCAGAGAAUGUACUGUUUGCACACUAUAGGUUUGAGUUGAAAAAUGUCUAACAGUUGCAGUACAUGUAGAUCUGUUGUGCAGAAGUGAACAUAAAUGUAUGUUUUUAUAUUUAUACAUACUUUAUCCCAAAUAAAUUUCUACAAACAUUCCUGAUUUU